This is a messenger RNA of Coffea eugenioides, 492 nucleotides long. Its product is annotated as F-box/kelch-repeat protein At3g23880-like. The transcript has a single exon. The record is from RefSeq and is a predicted model, not a curated record. NCBI's taxonomy places the organism in Eukaryota, Viridiplantae, Streptophyta, Magnoliopsida, Gentianales, Rubiaceae. Bases 1 to 492 code for a protein of 163 amino acids.
AUGGAGAAGUAUGGUGUUAAAGAGUCUUGGACUAAAGUGCUGUCGAUUCCUAAUCUGAGUGGCCCUAAUGGAGGGAUUUCCGGGCAAGCUAUUUUUCUAUCAAAGGAAGGAGAAAUUGUGUGUAAAUUUGGGGAAGUUUUAGCCCUUUAUGAUGGGCGGAAAAUUCUUACUUUUAAUUUGUCGAGUGAGACAUUUGGAGAGGAUGUUUGGAGGAUGGAGAAGUAUGGUGUUAAAGAGUCUUGGACUAAAGUGCUGUCGAUUCCUAAUCUGAGUGGCCCUAAUGGUGGGAUUUCCGGGCAAGCUAUUUUUCUAUCAAAGGAAGUAGAAAUUGUGUGUAAAUUUCGGGAAGUUUUAGCCCUUUACGAUCCAAAACAUAAUACUCACAUGCAUAUGCGAAUUACUAAUUUGGGAGCUCUUUCACAAGUAAAUGUGUAUGUUGAGAGCUUGGUUUUGCCUAAUGCUGUUGAAGGGGUACCAGUGCACUGGGCUUGA